Molecule: messenger RNA, 612 nt
Organism: Rotaria sp. Silwood2
Lineage: Eukaryota; Metazoa; Rotifera; Eurotatoria; Philodinida; Philodinidae
Source: the annotation of a GenBank genome assembly
AUGAGUUUUUCAACGGCCGCUGUAAUCCGCACAAAUUCUUAUUCAAUUAUGAGUAAAGGACAAUACUAUCUACGUAAAUAUAUUCAAGAUUCCAUAGAUAUUUUAAUGAAUUAUCAAGACAAGAAUUAUGAAAAAUUCUGUCGAUUAUUGAUUGAUGAACAAUUAUUCUAUGUCAAAAAUCUACCAUUUCGAAGGAUAAUUAACGAAUAUCUACAAAUGAAUAGUUUUUAUCAUGGCCAAAUAAGAGUACAUUCUAUACUCUGGCGUUAUAAAGCAGAUAUGAAACUAAUUAAAGGAUGGGUAACUUAUUCAUUUCGUUUUCCGAAUCUAUGUCAUCCUAAUUUAUACAAAAAAUUCAAUGUAAACGAUAAUCUAUUUCAAAAGUCAACGAAACCUCGCCAUCAUUCUAAAGAUUGGUAUAUUUAUAUAGGAAAGCAAUUACCAAAAUAUAUUGGAGAAUAUUUAUCUAUUCAAACAAUUGUUCAAGUAAAUGAUCCUCCCAUAACAAUGUUAUUUGUGAAUAAAGUUACAGAACGAAUAGAUAUUUAUUUUUAUUUCAAAUCCAUUAAUACCAAAAUGACAAUGACUUUUGAACAACCAAUUUUUAAAUAA